Messenger RNA from Aricia agestis (brown argus), 627 nucleotides. RefSeq lists its product as uncharacterized. NCBI's taxonomy places the organism in Eukaryota, Metazoa, Arthropoda, Insecta, Lepidoptera, Lycaenidae. Bases 1 to 627 code for a protein of 208 amino acids. The transcript has 2 exons. The record is from RefSeq and is a predicted model, not a curated record.
AUGUUGGACAAAAUACUGUUCGCCUGUGUUUGUGUGGGAUUGGUUGGUUGUGAUGUGUACUUCAAACCUAGGAGCAUCGAGAAACCGGUGUAUUACGCGAAGGACAACGAGUAUAAGACGGAGGUUCUUUUCCCUGGCAAUUAUUAUCAAAUUUCCAAAGAGAAAACGGACGAGUUUAGACCACAGGCGAUUCCAUUGUUACGAGGAUUCGAUAAGAGGUCCUUGGAGGAGCAGCCAGCGAUUCCACUGAGGGGUUACGAGAAGAGGUCUUUGGAGGAUGAGCAGCCAAAUGCUGAUGAAGCCUACUCGCUCAUGAAGAGAUCAAUCUCAUAUAUCUUGGGCGGAGGAGAUGAUGACGAGAACGAAGCGGACGACGACGAAGACUAUGACAAGGACGACUUCACAGAAGGAGACAGAGGGAGCCACAUAAAGAAGAAGAUCAGAAAACGAGUGAAGAAGUAUUCCAAAUACAUGAUGCCGCUGCUUCUAGCGUAUAAGCUGAAGUAUUUCGCUCUAGUUCCAGUCAUGAUUGCGGGGCUGGUUCUUCUGGUUGGGGCGACGGGAAUGGCUGGAUUCUUCUUCGCGUUGUUCGCUGCUGUCAUGGGUCUGCAGAAGGGAGGGUAUUAG